This is a messenger RNA of Aspergillus mulundensis, 1155 nucleotides long. RefSeq lists its product as uncharacterized. The coding region runs from base 1 to 1155 and encodes 384 amino acids. The record is from RefSeq and is a predicted model, not a curated record. Lineage: Eukaryota; Fungi; Ascomycota; Eurotiomycetes; Eurotiales; Aspergillaceae. The transcript has a single exon.
AUGGCAAGCCCACACCACCUCCUCAACACAUCAUGGACAUCCCACCGUCUCUCCCCACUCCACUACGAAAUAGAGCACGAGGCCGGAUCAGUCCUAGAGCCAACUUCUCUCCUCGCCAACAAGGCAGCCCUGGACACCUACGCCGCCCGCCUGAGAGACCACCUCACCAACUCCCUGGCCGUGGCCGGCGCGCCAGCCCUGCAAGAUGACCCAGCAACAUCACCAACCCUCGGCGCCCUGCAAGCUUGCACGUGGGAGACGCUUUCCUCGCUCUCGUUUCUGGAUGCGAAUGCGCAAGAUCAGGGGGACAAACCAGCCGGUCUCUUGAUCACACUCACCUACGAAAAUGCGACAUACAAAGCCGCCUUACUUGCUGCCCCUGGUCCUGGCAGAGCACAGGAUCAACAGCAGAAGCAAAAAGAGCAAAAAAAGCGCAAAAGAGGCCGUCCCUCCCUGAAAUCUUCAACGAUAACGACAAUCCCUGCGUCAACGCACCUCCCGCUCCUCCUAACGCGUUUUCCCAAACCACUCCGGGAGACAUUUAUCUCUUUCCUGUCUUCGAACUUCGACACGUAUGUUUCGACUCUACGGAUUCCCAGUCCUGCUCUCUGUGGUGCUUUGGGACGCUAUGUCGAGAGUCUAACACCCGCUGGCGAAAACGCAGACGCAGACCUGGAAGAUAUCGUCCGCGAAAUGCAUCUCACGCUCUCGUUUGCACCGCCUAUCGCGCCCUCGCUCAAGGCUUUGAAUAUCAGUAUCCCAAGAGAUAGGAUCGGGGCGUUCCUGCACGGCUCGACGUCUUCUUCGAUUACUCCUGGGAGUUCUGUACUCUCUGGUCUCUCUGCGUACCUAUCGAAACAUCUCGCUAUGGAGUUGGGAUUAUCGCUACCGGCUGGUGAAGCUACCGGUAGCGCUACUGGGCCUUCGUCUACAUUGGUUGGUGGAUAUGUGCGGCUAACGAGGGUUGCGUGUGCUGGGUUUGUGGUUACGGGUGAAGGGAGACUGAAGAUUGUUGCGAAGGGCGAGAGCGGAGAGGGCGAUGAGCGGAAUAGAGGUGCAUUGAGGGGUGGAGAAGCGCUGCUUAGAGCUGUCUUGGAGAGGGCUGUGAUGGGAAUUGGGUUUGAUAAGGAGACGCAGGAUGAAGUUCAUAUAUGA